This is a messenger RNA of Podarcis muralis (Common wall lizard), 1644 nucleotides long. The record is from RefSeq and is a predicted model, not a curated record. NCBI's taxonomy places the organism in Eukaryota, Metazoa, Chordata, Lepidosauria, Squamata, Lacertidae.
AUGCAGACGCACAAAAGGCAGCACCAACAAUCUGUCUCAGUACCAGCUGAAAGCUCCCAGGCAGCAGUCGGCUGCCUGCCGCCGCCUGCACCGGGUCGCCUGCCGUUAGCGGAACGAGCAGCGGUCGCGCGGGACGGCGAUCCCCGGGGGGCUUACGCGGGCCACGCAGAGGGCGAUCCAGGGGCCGGAGGAAGGCGGCGGCGGCGGCGAGAAAGCCCGACCACUGCGGCUGCAGAGAGGCUGCAAGCGGCGGCUUGGCCAGGCGGUGCUGAACCUCAUCGAGGCAUCUGGUGCUGCUGGCAGUUUGCAAUAUUUGCCCUUGGAAUUGCUGCUUUCAUUUUCCAGCUCUACAUCUUGCUAAGACCUAGAUCAUCUCAUUACUGUGGUUUGCCCCUCCUCUACAAUCUGGUUGGAAGCAUCAUCUUCACGUUCUUCACCAUUGGGCUGGCUUUGCUUCUGGUCAUGCUGGAACCAGUUCCAUGGGAGCUGAAGACCACUUUCUUCAUCUUUGGGGGUGCCUCUUUUGCAAAAGGAGUUUGCAACAUCGUAUUUACUGCCUUAGCCACACAAUGCGCCAAAACCACCCCUGAGCUUUAUUACUUAUCAGUGACUCUCUCGGUGAGCAGUCUAGUAUCAACCGCAUUUUUCUCUGUCCUGGGACUAUUUUGGCUUGUGAACGUGGUUUUUCCUGGCUUGAUACUGAACAAAGAGACUAAGACGGGGAUCUGUUACGAGCCAGUCUCCGAGUGUGGCUGCCUGUGGCACAUCUGACCUGUAAUCUGCCAGGGGCUGGAUUCGUCUGCCCCUACCACGAUGAGCGCCCUGCUAAACUGCCUUCAGUUCUUUCCCUCUUUUCGAAACGGACUGAUCUCUGCAGCAGACACAGUGGGAAGACCUUCAGAUCUGGAGAUAUUCAUAGCCAAAGAUUUUAACUAUUCAUUAAGCAGCCUUUUGAGGUGCAGGUGGGGGAGUUGUGGCUUUCGGGAUUCUUUUUAAAGGAUAGCUCUGGGAGGCUGUUGGCUUUUAGAAUCUUUUUGUAGAAAAUUCUGCUAUUUUAAAAAUAAUAUAUUUUUUUUAAAUCCACAGAUACUUUUUUUGUGGGAAGGGAGCAAAACAGUAAGCCCUCAAAGCCUUUUCCUCCUUUUGUAUGUGUACUCCUGACUUAAUGUAGAAGCUCCUUGCAGCAGAUUAACUGGGAGAGGGUUGCUAUGGGAACGGGUAUGGAACAAGAGACAGAAGAAGGCGAUGCUCCAGAGCUCCAGUUUCAAAGUGAGGGGAGUAGCCUGUUCUCAAGUCAGCUGCUUUUAUCUUUAAGGGGACGUUUUUAGGAGGGUGCUUUUUUCUCCAACAGAAAGAUUUCAGGUAGCUUCCCUGCCCCCCCCCCGCCAGGCUGAAGGGACAGGCAGCUGUGUAGAGGCGAUCUGAAAAUUCCAGUUUGUUAAAAUAGUCAGAUUGUAUAUUCCUGGGAAGGGAGGCUCUAACUCUCCAGAUAACGGCCUGGCUUUAGGGUGUGUGAUUGUGUGUGUGGAGUUUAGCUUGCCGCACAAAUGGAUUAUUAAAUUAUAUGCCAAAAUGGCUUCUAAGCGGAUCUCUUCAUCAUGUGAGCAGACUCCACAGUACAAAGCUGGCACCAGCUAAUAAUAA